Molecule: messenger RNA, 1653 nt
Organism: Sclerotinia borealis F-4128
Lineage: Eukaryota; Fungi; Ascomycota; Leotiomycetes; Helotiales; Sclerotiniaceae
Source: the annotation of a GenBank genome assembly
AUGCCUCCACGUUGUUCGACUGUGCAAGGCACGUUGACUCCAUUUCUCUAUCCAUUCCUAUUUUCGAAUACAUCUAGGUUGAUCCAAAGAAUUCCUCGAACUUACAUCAAUGCCGUCCGAAGACAAAGUACCUUAGCCGAAGAACUUGCCUCCGAAUCGACAUCCGAAGAAAUCGACCGUCUUAAUCCCCCUCCCUCUGAUUAUUCUCGAACAAUAUUUGCGGAUAAAGCGAAAAUAGACAUAUUCGCAGGCCCUGGUGGACAUGGUUGUAUCUCUUUUCUACGAGAAAAGUAUAUCGCUGCUGGUCCUCCAAACGGAGGUGAUGGAGGUACGGGCGGAAACAUAUACAUACAAGCUGUGCGCGGCGAAACAAGUCUGCAUAAGCUUGCAAGGCGGCGGAAUAUAAAAGCAGGCAGGGGAAAGAAUGGUCAAGGCAAAACGAGAGGUGGAGAGAGAGGCACUGAUAUCAUUAUUGAAGUGCCUUUAGGUACCAUUGUACGAGAAAUCGAUCGACAUGAUCCUGCGGGCAUUGAAGAAGACAAAAAUAAGUUGGAGGCUGGUAAACAGGAUGGGAAGGAUUUAGAUGGACCUCAAAAAUGGGAUCGAGACAGAUGGUUACUAUACCCCGCUAUUACACCUGAAGAGAUCGCUACUGCCGAUUUUCCUUCAUUUCCAAAACCAAGAUUGUCAAAUUUAGCAGCCGCACAAGUUAAGGGUCCUAUUACGUUGGAUCUUUCUAUGCACAUGGAAAGACCAUUGCUCUUGGCCGCCGGUGCCGUAGGAGGUUUAGGAAAUCCUCAUUUUAGCACAAGACAAGUCCCAAGACCAAAGUUCGCAACCAAGGGAGAUGCUGGACUACGAAUUACUUUAGAGCUCGAACUCAAGCUUCUUGCCGACGUGGGACUUGUUGGACUUCCCAAUGCUGGAAAGAGUACUCUACUGCGAGCUAUGAGCAAUAGCCGAACGAGAGUGGGAGACUGGGAAUUUACCACCCUAGAGCCAAACAUUGGGACUGUGAUUAUUGACGAUAACAAGGGGCGGCCUCUAGCUCAAGCGAAAUAUGAAGACGGCGAAGUCAGAACGAACUUCACCAUUGCAGACAUUCCGGGAUUGGUCGAGGAUGCUCAUUUGGAUCGAGGUCUUGGUAUAAGUUUCCUGCGUCACGUUGAACGAGCUCGAGUUCUUGCGUUUGUCGUGGACCUUGGGAAGGGCAAUGCUGUUGAGGCUUUGAAAGGCUUAUGGCGAGAGCUGGCUGAGUAUGAGCGAAUGAAGAUUGAGGAGGAAAAGGAGAAGGUCAACCCCGUAGUGGAGUGGACUCCCUUCACGUCUGUCGAAGAUGCAAUGGCAAAUCGACCCGAAACAAUCGUCAUGAACACUGGACCUACCUUUGAGAAUCCCCUCGCACCUAAUCUCCCUUCGAUUUCAAAUAAACCUUGGUUUGUGGUUGCUAGCAAAGCAGACUUACCUGGUACUCGGGACAAUUUCCAGGAGCUGAAGUCGUACUUGGGGGAAGUUGCAGCCGGAAAUGAAGAGCAUCCUUCCAGACAUAAGAAUCCUUGGACGGGGACAGUAGAGGUCAUCCCCAUCAGUGCAAUCAACGGACAUGGCGUAAAAAAGAUUACCGAGUGGACCGUUGGUCUUCUUGAUGGAUGA